Molecule: messenger RNA, 662 nt
Organism: Rhizophagus irregularis DAOM 181602=DAOM 197198
Lineage: Eukaryota; Fungi; Glomeromycota; Glomeromycetes; Glomerales; Glomeraceae
Source: RefSeq, a predicted model, not a curated record
UCAUAGUACAAGUAAUACACUGACAUCAGAUAAUGAAGAUGGUAUAAUGAAGGAUGUGAUAAUGUUGACUGAUUUGUUAGAGAAAGUACUUACAACAUACAAUAAAGCGUCAUCUAAUAAAAAGAAUGAAAGUAUCACCAAAUUACUUUCUGAAAGUUUGAAAGGAAUGAUGGAAGAUAUUCAAAAAUGUAUUGGUAUAGAGGAUAAUAAGCAACAACCUAAAGUACCAGAAAUUGUUGAGCCAAUUAACAGUAAUAAUAUUGAUCAUGAUGAUGAAGGUGAUGUAGAAUCAAACGUUUCUUAUACGACAGCAUUAACGACACAUGGGGUUCAAUAUUCGCCUCCAAUCAAUAAUACUAAUAAUUUAAGUAAUGAUUCAAAUAAACAACAAGAACAAUUAUCUGAAGAUAAUACACAAAAUUUAUUAGAAAAAUAUUCUGAUUUAUUGGUUAAAAUGGUCGAAGACAAAAUAACAAAAAUUAAUACUCCACCACCAUCAAAUAGUAUUCCCAAUGGUAAUACACCAUUAGUAACUUCACCUGUUCUUUCCAAUGGAACUAAUAGCACUACUAAUAGACCUUCUAAAAGUAGAAGUUUUGGUGGUGUAAUACCUGUGGGUAUUGGCAGGUCCAAAACCUCGAAGUCAACCAGAUAAUUAUAAU